Molecule: messenger RNA, 1332 nt
Organism: Puma concolor (puma)
Lineage: Eukaryota; Metazoa; Chordata; Mammalia; Carnivora; Felidae
Gene: MRPS22
Product: mitochondrial ribosomal protein S22
Cellular component (GO): mitochondrial small ribosomal subunit
Molecular function (GO): structural constituent of ribosome
Source: RefSeq, a predicted model, not a curated record
AUGGAAACCGAAGGAAAGGUCCAGGAAAAAAUAUAUAAGGCAGAUGUUGUACGUUUUACCUUUGGCUGUAUGCAUACACAGGACACGAACAUUUUCCACGUGGUAAGAAGCGGGUUACAAGAAAAUCGUAAAGCUGCGCAGCUUCGCCUCCCACCUCCCGCAACCAGACUACAUUUCCCAGAAUGCGGCGCGAAGUGCGCGAGACCCGAAAUGGCUCACAGCCACUUCCGGCGCAGAUGGCCCCGGAUAAUCAUGGCGACCCUCAGAGCGUCUGUGUCGCUGUGGGGCCUCCUGACAGGUACUCGGAACACCGAGCGGGUCUCUUUCCCGGCCCGAACUCGGCUCCAUCUCGGCACCCUGCUCCAGCCGCUGCCCAGGCCCUGCGGGGCGGGGUUGCCAUGCCGUCGGCUUGCCUCUGAGGCGGAAUCUGGUAGCUCAGAGAUCAAGAAACCUACAUUUAUGGAUGAGGAAGUCCAAAACAUACUCAUCAAGAUGACAGGCUUGAAUCUGCAGAAGAUUUUUCAACCAGCUGUACAAGAACUGAAGCCACCAACCUAUAAGCUGAUGACCCAGGCACAGUUGGAAGAAGCUACAAGAAAGGCAGUUGAGGCAGCUAAAGUACGAUUAAAAAUGCCACCGGUUCUGGAAGAACGAGCGCCAAUAAAUGACGUGUUAGCUGAAGAUAAAAUUUUGGAAGGAACGGAAACAGCCAAAUAUGUGUUUACUGAUAUAUCGUAUAGCAUACCACACCGGGAGCGUUUUAUUGUUGUCAGAGAACCAAGUGGCACGCUACGGAAAGCCUCUUGGGAAGAACGGGACAGGAUGAUACAAGUUUAUUUCCCAAAAGAAGGUCGUAGGGUUUUGACACCAGUAAUUUUCAAGGAAGAAAAUCUUAAGACCAUGUACAGCCAGGACCGGCAUGUUGAUGUCCUCAAUCUCUGUAUUGCCCAGUUUGAGCCAGAUUCUGCUGAAUAUAUCAAAAUUCAUCAUCAGACUUACGAAGAUAUAGAUAAACAUGGAAAGUAUGACCUUUUACGCUCAACAAGACACUUUGGUGGAAUGGCUUGGUAUUUCGUAAAUAAGAAAAAGAUUGAUGGUUUACUGAUUGACCAGAUUCAGAGAGAUUUACUGGAUGAUGCCACCAGCUUGGUCCAGCUGUAUCACAUGCUCCAUCCAGAUGGCCCGUCGGCUCAGGAGGCCAAGGAGCAGGCUGCUGAGGGAGUACAUUUAAUUAAGGUCUUUGCAAAAACAGAAGCACAGAAGGGAGCAUAUAUAGAAUUAACACUACAAGCUUAUCAAGAAGCAUUCAUUAGCCAUUCUGCAGCUUCCUGA